ACAGAAAAAACUAGAGAAAAAUCAGAAGAAGCUAGAGUGAGGUGCAGAGAGAAUGGGUAGAGAGCAAAUGAGUUUAAGGUUGUUGGUGGCGGUGUGGUGUUUGUGUUGUGUUAUGACAACAAAGUUAGCAAGUGGUCAGAGUGCGAACAACGUUAGGGCCACAUACCAUUUGUACAACCCUCAGCAGAUUGGUUGGAACUUAAACACUGCCAGCGCCUACUGCGCUACCUGGGAUGCUAACAAGCCCUUGGCCUGGCGUCAAAAAUAUGGCUGGACCGCCUUCUGUGGACCCGCUGGCCCUCAUGGCAGAGAUUCUUGCGGCAAGUGCUUGAGUGUGACGAAUACUGCAACUGGGGCUCAGGCUACGGUGAGGAUAGUGGACCAGUGCGCAAAUGGAGGGCUGGAUUUGGAUGUGAAUGUGUUCAGAAAGUUGGACACCAAUGGAGUGGGAAACCAGCAGGGUCACCUUACUGUCAACUACCGCUUCGUCAAUUGUGGUGAUUGAGUCCAAUCACCCUUUCUCAUGCCCCCUCUGUAAUAAAGUCAUAAAUAAUUAAAUAAAAAGAGAGGUGCUAAUCGGAAGUACUUGUUCUUCCAUUGCAUCCUCUACUAUAUACAAGUAACUUGCUCUUCUUAUUCAUAUUUUUCUCUCUGUUUUUCCUCUCUUUUUUCUCAGUCAGGUACUAAUCAAUACUACGCAUAUACAGCACUCAAUAAAACGAUAAUCCUAUGGAGUAUGAGUAUCAAUGCUCUAGGUGAAGUAAACCGCUGAUGUAAUUAAAAAUUGGAUCAACGGCUAAUGUGUUUUUAUUCUUAAUC
Messenger RNA from Abrus precatorius (Indian licorice), 819 nucleotides. RefSeq names its product pathogenesis-related protein PR-4-like. The record is from RefSeq and is a predicted model, not a curated record. Gene Ontology annotation, molecular function: RNA nuclease activity. Lineage: Eukaryota; Viridiplantae; Streptophyta; Magnoliopsida; Fabales; Fabaceae. The coding region runs from base 53 to 505 and encodes 150 amino acids. Gene Ontology annotation, biological process: defense response to fungus; defense response to bacterium. The transcript has 2 exons.